CUCUUGCUUCCGCUAAGCAUCCACCUUCCUCACAUCAACCAUUCACGACUUCUCUUAACACGUCCAUAUCUUGAUACCUUUGUUUUGCGAUGGCGUUACGGCUCGAAUCUGAACGGCGGUGAACAAGUGGAAGCUGUGCAUAGCUUCCUAGCGUCACAUGCAUGCGAAGUCACACGCACACACACAUAUACGACCAGAUUCAUACAUGUUCCAUAA
This is a messenger RNA of Bipolaris maydis ATCC 48331, 216 nucleotides long. RefSeq lists its product as uncharacterized. The record is from RefSeq and is a predicted model, not a curated record. Lineage: Eukaryota; Fungi; Ascomycota; Dothideomycetes; Pleosporales; Pleosporaceae.